Schizophyllum commune H4-8 is the source of this 1310-nucleotide messenger RNA. RefSeq lists its product as uncharacterized. The transcript is spliced from 11 exons. The record is from RefSeq and is a predicted model, not a curated record. Lineage: Eukaryota; Fungi; Basidiomycota; Agaricomycetes; Agaricales; Schizophyllaceae. Gene Ontology annotation, cellular component: fungal-type vacuole; plasma membrane. The coding region runs from base 116 to 1135 and encodes 339 amino acids.
AUUGACACCAACUGGGUUAUGCGCAUCGUCUGCGAGGAUCCUAGGGUGGCAGGGUAUAAGGGAGACGGGGGCUGGAUGGCGUGCAGUAGAACAGUGCUGUUUUGCUUGCUGCGCGAUGAGCUUUUGGAAGGCGGCUUCGCUCUUGAGCCUUUUGGUGUGCUUGGUAGGAUUGGUAGAUCCAGUGAAGGCCAUCAAGGAUGACGAUGGCAAUCCUGUAAUUAUUGCUGGCUUCAGGCCCAAAGUAUGGCCUGCUGCCGUAUGCGCUGGCUUGUAUCUUGUCUCGGGUACACUUCAUUGGAUACAUUAUUUCAGGACCGGUCGACCGCGCUAUAUGCUGACCUUGACAAUCAGCAUGUAUACAACUGUACUCGGCUUCGUAUUCCGUAUCAUUUACAGUCAAGGCGAUAACGUCUACUCACUCCCAUGGUAUCUCCUACAAAGCAUUUUCAUCCUACUCUCACCCUGCGCCUUCAUCGCAGUGGACUACAUCCUCCUCCAGAAGCUCGCCGACAGUCUAGGCGAAGAGGCGGCGAAGGACUGUCUCUAUCUGCGCUCCUCCCUAAUCGUCAAGCUCUUCGUUUGGAGUGACUUUAUUACCUUCAAUGUCCAAGCCGAUGGCGCGGGUUUAGAGGCAAGUGACAAGUUGGAUAAGAUCGGCAGUAGUAUCGCGCUAGCCGGCCUCAUCCUGCAAAUUCUGUCUUUCCUAUUCUUUACGGCGCUGCUGUUCCGCUUCGGAUGGAGGGCCCGCACUGCACAUCCCGAAAUCUGGAGAAUAGGCGCUGGAGAGUCGUACUGGAAGGACUUUGGCUUCUUCAAGGUCACGCCCUUCCAAGACUGGCGCAUACUAUGGGUCGUGAUGUGUCUGACCACUAUCGCCAUCAUCAUCCGUUGCAUCUUCCGCAUCGUCGAGUACCAGGGAGGUUCGCGUGGAUACGUGAUGAUGCACGAAGGCUACUCUUACGUCCUUGACUCGCUACCUCUCUGGAUCGCCAUGACGCUCUACGCGUGGCUCUGGCCAACACGCUUACAGACUGUGGUUUCGAACCCAUACGCGAUGCAGCCGCUUACGGACGAGGGCCGCAAGGCGACCCAAAGCCCAGGUCAGCAGGGCGAGAGACAAGAACAGUCGUCGUAGAGGAGCUCCGCCCAUGUAUAAUCCCUCUGCGAUGUUUGCAUUAUAUAUCACCGCGUAAACGGACUUUGAUGUACUUAGAACAGAACCAGCCAUACAAUGUCUAAUGAGCGAAGCAUCCAUCAGCCAAAUCGUCCUUCCAUGCCUUCGUCGUAUUGGUAUUGAUGUCGCUGUUGUC